This is a messenger RNA of Aspergillus thermomutatus, 1098 nucleotides long. RefSeq lists its product as uncharacterized. Bases 1 to 1098 code for a protein of 365 amino acids. The record is from RefSeq and is a predicted model, not a curated record. Lineage: Eukaryota; Fungi; Ascomycota; Eurotiomycetes; Eurotiales; Aspergillaceae. The transcript has 3 exons.
AUGCUGGGUUACAUGGGAUUCUGGGCAUGGCAAAACCGCCAAAUCGAACUUGCAAAGGGCGAGCAUCGCAAUAAGAAGAAUGAACCUAUGGGAGAAAAAGGAAUAAAAACCCAUUUACUAGAUAAGUUACUGGACAGGCUGCAAGAUAUCCAAUCACAAGGUGGUUUGACCACUGAUACUAAGAAGUCAAGAAGGAGCCGCAUCAUAACAAAGCUUUAUAUAGGCAAAAAGCUGAGCACGAAGCUUGUGAAAGAACUCAGAUUAGGGAUAUUGUUCAGUCAUGACAUCUGGAAGUAUCUCAAACUAAGCAUGAAAGAACUUAACAAACUUAUUGCGGAGUUUAAAAAGGAUGCCCAACAGAUGAAGCUAUUAAGGAUACUUAGGCCACAAUUGGAGAGAUUGGUGAAUGAUGGGUCAAGCCAUCUCCAUAAAUUCUAUGAGGAUCUCCGAGACAAUGAGUUAAUAACUAAAGACGAACUAACAGAGCUGCGGAUCAAUUAUCCGGCAGAGAGUGACGCAUUGCCCCCAGGCGCUCUGGAUGCUGCUGUCAAGCGCCUGAAGAAGCUCAUCGCCUCAGAGGUCCUGAAGAAGGAUAGCCUAGACAAGACUGACGCUAUUAGAGUGAACAAACGCAUAGAGUUGACCUGUGAUAUGUUUAACCGUCUUUAUCCAGGUGAAUGGCUGGACUGCUGGACCAUUAAUGUCGCCAUGGCGCUUUCUGACAAGCCAACAUAUGUACGGUUUGGUAUCAGCGUUCCAUUAGAGGAGACUAUAAACGACCAGUUACGGGAAGUCGAACGGCCGCUGGCAAGAUGGUCCAAGACGAUUGCGAACCACCAGCAAGAAGCUCGAGAAACAUCUGGAAAGACAGUUCCCUUGGUACAUUUCUGCCCCAUCAACCACAACAACCACUUUACCCUACUCAAAAUUAACGAACGAGAGAAAGUGAUUCGACAUUAUGAUUCAAUGGCGAAGCCUGGCACGAUCAGUGGCCGCAACAAAACGAAGAUAUCGAGGCUGGUUAAAAAGGAAUUUAGUAACUUAGGAUUUCACUACACAGAGGCCGUAAGUAUUCAAUACCUCCUGUUUCGCCUGUAA